AUGUCACCCCCAUCACCACUCUAUUCCGAUAUCCUACGGGGUGGCGUCGCCAGUGACCAGUCAAAAAAACAACCGCCCACCGGAGCUGAACGGAAGUUCGAGGGAUCUCAAACCCUUCGGCGCAAGCAGGGACCCAUCAUGGUGGAUGUUAUCAAGAACGAUGUUGCUGUAGUGGAAACCAGAUUCGAUACCAAUAUGGAUCCAUUCACCAUCGAGAGCAAAGCAGUCAGACUCAUAAACAGCAACAACGCCUAUGCUCUCCUUACACCGGGUGAGGAGUUGAGACCUGUUGUUGAAAGAGAUCGACAGGUCUCCCGGCACAAGUAUACGACCAUUCAAUUCGAAAGUAGGAGAGUGGAUUUCAGGGACGGCACACAGUUUCUGGUAUUAGGUUACCACGAGAGUCUCCUCAAGAUGCACCGCUCCCAGUACUGGAAUUUACAGUUCACGCAGCUUGAACAGGCCCGUCAUAUCGUCGUCCUCCUCGAAGCAGCAUAUGCUUCCGUGAAGGAGCUUGAAGGGCACGAGGGCCUGCUCGAUCCGAUGAAGCAGUACUGGGGCCAGCUCAACCACGGUAAUGGUCCGGAAUACACCUACUCCAUCCUGGUAGACCACUAUGACAAGGAAACUGGUACUCUGAGGCCUUGGAAGAAGCUCACAGAGGGUGAGGCUGACGCUUGUCUUACGGACGACCAGAAGAUGAAAAGCAAUGCCGUGCUCGAGCAGCUCACGAAAUGGAAACAUCUGCAUGAACAACUUCAGAAUGAAGACGCCAGUUAUCAUCCGGAUCCCGACCACCCUGAUCAUCUGCGUGUCAAGAUCAUCAAGCAAAUAAGGAGUAUUAGGUUCUUGAAGUUCGUCAAAUAA
This is a messenger RNA of Anthostomella pinea, 867 nucleotides long. Lineage: Eukaryota; Fungi; Ascomycota; Sordariomycetes; Xylariales; Xylariaceae. The record is from the annotation of a GenBank genome assembly.